UGGACUGUCACCAGCUUUUUCCUAGGGCAAAGGAUUGGUUCCCAGUGGCCAUCCACCCUGCAGGGAUCCAGCAUACAGUAGAUACCAGGGAAGAAGGAUAUGUGGACUUUGUGACCCUGUGUGAGCAAAGCUACCCCUUGCCACUCAUGUGCAUCAUCUUCUUUAAGUUUGAUCCUCGACCUGCUUCCAAAAAUGCAUACAGAGGAGAGACCAGAGAGGCAGGCCAGGCUCGAGGAGGUGAUCCUGAACAGCCCCUAGCAAAGCUUAUCUUGGCAGCCAACAGGGAUGAAUUCUACCACAGACCAUCCAAGCUAGCCGACUUCUGGGGCAACAACAAUGAGAUUCUCAGUGGGCUCGACAUGGAAGAAGGCAGGGAAGGAGGCACAUGGCUGGGCAUCAGCACACGAGGGAAGCUAGGGGCGCUUACCAACUACCUGCAGCCACAGCUGGACCGAGAUACCCGUGGCAGAGGUGAACUUGUAACCAACUUUCUGACCACUGACAUGGAUAGCUUGUCCUACCUGAAGAAGGUCUCCCAGGAGGGCCACCUGUACAAUGGCUUUAACCUCAUAGCAGCUGACCUGAGCACAGCAAAAGGAGAUGUCGUUUGUUACUAUGGAAACCGGGGAGAGCCUGAGCCCAUUGUCCUGAUGCCAGGAACCUAUGGGCUGAGCAACGCACUGCUGGAGACGCCCUGGAGGAAGCUGUGUUUUGGCAAGCAGCUAUUCUUGGAGGCUGUGGAGCAGAGCCAGGCCCUCCACAAGGAUGCCCUUGUCGCUCAGCUUCUGGACGUGCUGAACAAUGAGGAGGCCCAGCUGCCAGACCCGGCCAUCGAGGACCAGGGCCAGGAGUAUGUACAGCCCAUACUGAGCAAGUAUGCAGCUGUAUGUGUCCGCUGCCCAGACUAUGGCACCAGAACAAACACCGUUAUCCUUGUGGAUGCAAAUGGUCAGGUGACCUUCACAGAGCGCAGCAUGCUGGACAAGGAUCCCUCCCGCUGGGAGACCACCACCCACGAGUUCAUGCUUCAGAGCUAACAGGGCUUCCGGGAGGUCCUGCCUCAAGGCCAGUGUGGACUAGAAUCGUCAUGGCCAUACUGUGCUGCCCAUAACUCAGCCAGUGUUCUUCAGGCCCAGUGCCCUCUGAUCUGUGUGUUAUCUGUCUGUGUCUCUCUACCCAGCUCAGGUGCUAGGCCUGUGCAGGCCCAUGUAUGCCAUACAUUGACAAUGUACCUGAGUCUACCCUGCCUGUUGUGCAUAGGCAAACACAUACAUGUAGGGGGCAUGUGUUAACACACUUACAUGCAUAAAUAUGCACAUGUGUACAUGGAUAGGUGCACAGGCACACAUAUGCACAUACAUGUAGCAGGCAAGCAGAAAAGUACUUCUCACCACACAUGCACUUCUAGUCAGUGGGUCUUUGCUCUGGUCAAGUGGCAAGGGUAAGCAUUUGUUUAAAUAGACCUUUUCUUUCCUGGGAGCACAGAGUACAACUGUAGUUCAGUUCCCCUACAACCAGACCUCCUGCAGAGGAGACAGGCCCCAUCAAAGAAGAUAUAAGAAAAACUCAUUUUUACAACUUAAGCACACCCUUAGCAGAGAUCCAGUGGUCUUGCAUGUGCCAGAGGGUCCUGUGUAUAUGGGGCAGUUUCCAUCUACAUUGGGUGAUUUUAGGAUGGUGUAGAUGUCUUCUGUAUCCUAGCAGGGUCUCUGUGUACCAGGGGUCCCAUGUACACUCCUCAUUCUGACCAGGGAGGGCAGAUGUGUGCUUGGGACUUUUAGGCCUCUUUCACUCGGGUGAACAUUGAGGGCUCUGCGCAGGCCUGUCUCAGCAAGGGGAUUUAGCUAACCCUUGCUGUCUCCCUUUUCCUUCUUGGAGAGUUCAGCUUCAUAAGAAUCUGAACUUAUGUGAGCUAUGGAUAAUAAAGCUUUGAGUCUGUGA
Molecule: messenger RNA, 1941 nt
Organism: Chinchilla lanigera (long-tailed chinchilla)
Lineage: Eukaryota; Metazoa; Chordata; Mammalia; Rodentia; Chinchillidae
Gene: Tango2
Product: transport and golgi organization 2 homolog
Exons: 10
Coding region: 147-1037 (296 amino acids)
Biological process (GO): protein secretion; Golgi organization
Cellular component (GO): Golgi apparatus
Source: RefSeq, a predicted model, not a curated record